AUGUUUUCUCAAAACAUGAUCAUUCGCGAUGGCGAGUACACCAAAACAAUCUACACGAUGAUAAAAGAGGAACGCUUUGUGGAGGCAAUAAACACCCUUAACGGGAUACCAGAAUCAUCCACCACUCGGGCCGGAUUGUCCUUGCUCGGGCAUUGCUACUAUACGACUCAGGAUUUUAUCGAAGCAGCCAAUUGUUACGAGCAUUUGAUGAGCCUCGUUCCGGAUGUACAGGAGUACCGCCUGUACUACGCUCAAUCCCUGUUUCAAGCCGGACUGUUCGAGGAGGCACAAAAGAUAAUUGCUACCGGGCUGGACUCGCCGGAACUGAAAGAGAAGGUGCUGCAACUGCAGUCGGCCAUCGCGUAUGGCAACGAGGACUACACGACCGCUCAGUCGUUGCUGUUGCAACGUCAGGACGGGAAUGGCCAGGAAUCGUUUACCAAGAACGAUGAAGGUUGCCUGCUGUACCAAGCGAACAUGUUUGAGGAUGCACUGCAACGGUACGUCUCGGCAUUGCAGGCCGGUGGGUUUAAUCCCCACGUGGCCUAUAAUGCCGCCUUGUGUCACUACCGGCGCAAGGAGAACUCGCAGGCAUUGAAUUUUAUCGCCGAAAUUGUCGAACGUGGCAUUCGCAACCACCCGGAACUGGGAGUCGGAGCUCAGGCAGAAACGGAGGGUGGUGCUCGAAGUGUUGGAAAUCCUCCUGCUUUAGCUGCAUCCGGCUUGGCGCAAGCAUUCAACCUCAAGGCGGCCAUCGAGUAUCAGGAAGGCAACGUCGAAGGUGCUCGUGAGGCGUUGACCGAUUUGCCGCCACGAUCGGAACCGGAACUGGACCCUGUAACGUUGCACAACAUGGGCCUGACGGAUCCGGUUGGCGGCGGAGCCGGACUGCGUCGAUUGGCGUUCUUGCUAGAACUUGGUCCACCGACAUGUCCGCCGGAAACAUUCGCCAAUUUGCUGUUGCUAUGUUGCAAGCACGAAAUGUACGAUACAGCAGCGGAUAUACUGGCGGAACACACACAUUUGACGUACAAAUAUCUUUCGCCAUAUUUGUACGACCUGCUGGAUGCGCUGAUUACGGCACAAUCGACACCGGAAGAAGCGGAACAGAAGCUUGGUACGCUGGCCAACAGUAUCGGUGGAAGAUUACGGUCCCUAGCUGCCAAAGUACAGGAAUGCCGGUCGGCAACUGACCAGAACGCACUUCGUGUGGCGCUGCGGGAGUAUGAGGACGCACUCGAACGAUUCCUUCCAGUGGCGAUGGCACGUGCCUGGAUUCCCUGGCGGAUGGAUGAUUUCCAGGGUGCGGAGCGUGAGUUCCGCGCUAGCGCAGAAUUUUGCUCCGAAACACCCUCCUGGCGAUUACAUGCCGCCCAUGUGCUGUUCAUGCGAGGCGACCGAUACAAAGAGGCAGCGGCCUUUUACGAACCGAUUGUACGGCAGAAUUACGACGACAUUCUCUCGAUUCCGGCCUCCGUAUUGGCGAACCUGUGUGUUGCGUACAUUAUGACAUCACAGAACGAGGAGGCGGAAGAAUUGAUGCGUAAAGUGGAACGUGCGGAGGAACGUAAGGGGAACACGACUGGCCAGUGUUUACAUCUGUGCAUCGUGAAUCUGGUCAUUGGGACGCUAUACUGCGCGAAAAACAACUACGAAUUCGGCCUAUCGCGUAUCGCUCAUGCUCUCGACGGUGGGUCUGGCGCAAGGCUGUGCGCCGACACUUGGAUUCACGUGAAACGGUGCGUGCUGGGACUACUAACCGGCAUUGCCAAACAAACGAUAGUGCUGCCCUCAAUAGCGCUCCAGGAAACACUGAACUUCCUGCGGGCCUGUGAGGCCUACGGGAUGACAAUACCGGCCGUGUUGACGGGACCACUGGAGGAUUCGGUCGAUCAUUCGCCUACCAUCGGGUUGGAAUCGAGAAAGCUGCGAGCGCUACUUUUGAAGUUGAUGGAGUACAAGUAA
Messenger RNA from Anopheles cruzii, 1965 nucleotides. It is a transcript of the gene Ttc30, whose product is annotated as tetratricopeptide repeat protein 30 homolog. Gene Ontology annotation, biological process: intraciliary transport. The record is from RefSeq and is a predicted model, not a curated record. NCBI's taxonomy places the organism in Eukaryota, Metazoa, Arthropoda, Insecta, Diptera, Culicidae. Bases 1 to 1965 code for a protein of 654 amino acids. The transcript is spliced from 3 exons. Gene Ontology annotation, molecular function: protein binding; intraciliary transport particle B binding. Gene Ontology annotation, cellular component: intraciliary transport particle B; axonemal microtubule.